This is a messenger RNA of Salvelinus fontinalis (brook trout), 1259 nucleotides long. RefSeq names its product peptidyl-prolyl cis-trans isomerase A-like. The coding region runs from base 180 to 770 and encodes 196 amino acids. Lineage: Eukaryota; Metazoa; Chordata; Actinopteri; Salmoniformes; Salmonidae. The record is from RefSeq and is a predicted model, not a curated record. The transcript has 6 exons. Gene Ontology annotation, biological process: regulation of mitochondrial membrane permeability involved in programmed necrotic cell death; cellular response to hydrogen peroxide; protein folding. Gene Ontology annotation, molecular function: peptidyl-prolyl cis-trans isomerase activity. Gene Ontology annotation, cellular component: mitochondrion.
AAAUGCUGAUUCCUAGUUGGCAUUAAUGCGCAGCACAACGCAACGCUUAUUCCUUUAAACACCACACUGCCCUUGAUAUUCUUCUGAACUUCCUCUUUGCCGUCAGCUGUGUAUGUAAGUGCCUUGCGUGAAAGUUCACUCCAUCUCAAGUGAAUUUUGUGUUAACACGUUGCGUUGAAAUGCUACUUAACGCUUUGUCGAGUCGGAUAAAGCUCAUUUCAGGAUGUUCGUUGGCGUUUACCGCCGCCCGGAUGUAUUCUGCUGGCCCGGCAGCCACUAAUCCGGUUGUCUACUUUGACAUUGCUGCAGACAACCAGUCCCUCGGGAGAGUAACCUUCGAGCUGAAUGCUGAUGUGGUACCAAAAACAGCAGAGAACUUCAGAGUCCUGUGCACAGGAGAAAAGGGCUUUGGCUACAAAGGGUCCGUCUUCCACAGAGUCAUCCCUCAGUUCAUGUGCCAGGGAGGAGACUUUACUAAUCACAAUGGAACCGGAGGGAAAUCGAUCUAUGGAACCAAAUUCGAAGAUGAGAACUUCAAGCUGAAGCACACAGGACCUGGCAUUUUGUCAAUGGCCAACGCUGGGCCCAACACCAACGGCUCUCAGUUCUUCAUCUGCACCGACAAGACAGAGUGGUUGGAUGGCAAGCAUGUUGUGUUUGGCAGUGUGACCGAGGGACUGGAUGUGAUCAGGAAAGUGGAGGCGUUCGGAUCCCGUUCUGGGCGUACAGCCAAGAGGAUCACCAUCGCAGACUGCGGAGAGCUUAAGUAGUGUGUGUGUAUAUAGUGCGCACCUUUUUGACCCAGAGCCUAAAUAGUGCACUAUAGAGGGGAGCUGGUAUGGAGUAGGUGUGAUGGGUUCUUAACCCUCAGCUACUCUGAUAUCAAUGUGAAAUAAUCUACAGUGGAUCUACUGUUUACAAUACAGACUGGAACAUGGGCUGUGUUUUACACAGGCAGUCCAAUUUUUAUUGGUAAAAGAUCGGAGCUCAUUGAUCAAAAAAAAUAGCAAUUAUUAGCAAAUUGAUCCGAAUAGGACUGCGUCUUUAAACCCAUCAAUUGUGUCUGUAUGGCAUGUUGACAAGUGUUUGUUUUUUCAGGGAUAUUAUGUCAAACACUGUUUUAGUGGGGGAAAAGGGAAAGUUUGACCUUAUUCUGUGGUUGUUCUUUUUGAUAAAGUUUUCAACUACCCACUUACUGGGCCAGUGCUAAGCCAUCUCAUUCAAUGUGAACGUAUCCAAUAAACAAGUUGAUGCCUGUG